UUAUCUUUGGUUUUUUUUUUUCAUGAAAAAAAAUUGUAUUUUAAAACAAUAGUAUUGUCCAUAAGAAACAUAACUUUGUUUCUCAUUAUUCUGAACUAAUUUUUUUAUUUGUAGGAAUUAUAAUAAUACAAAGGUUCAUAAUUAAAGCAAUUAGUAAACUGUCCCAAUCCCUCUCAUUAUUGAAUUUUUUACCAAUAUAAUAUUUUUUUUUAAAAUUACAAGAUUAACAACUGUGCAGGUUUAUUUACUACACUAGAAUCAUUUAUUGUACAUGCUCAGAAUUCGGUUCCUGGGAAACCGAAUUCUGAGCUUCAAAGUGUUAUUUUUUUUUUUUUGUUUUGUCUACUCAGAAUUCGGUUCUCGGGGAACCGAAUUCUGAGUUGUUUUAAUUUUUUUUUUUUUUCGUGUUUGUGGGGGAAUUUUGGGCAGAUGUAGGAAGUGGAACGGCCCGUUCAAAAAGCAGAACGGGCCGUUCUGUUUAAAGCCACAGAGUCAUUUUGUUAAAAUUAAAACGGGCCAAGAAAGGGCCUUUCCAGAAUUAAGAAUUAACGGAAAAAUAGACCCAUGAAACGACCCGUUUUAAAUAAUUUUUGUAGUUAUUUUUUUUAACCUGGAACGGGCCGUUCUUCUUUUAGAACGACCCGUUCCAAAAUAGAAAUUUACACAUGUUUUUGAAUGUGGAACGGCCUUGGAACGGCCCGUUCCAGGAGCUGUUUUAACGAAAGAGAACGUAGUUUGGAACAGGCCGUUCUGGUUUUGGAACGGCCCGUUUUGGGCAAAUAGUAAAUACACAUGUUUUCCUAUAAAUAGGCCCUCUCCCCUUCAUUUUUUUCAUACGAUUUCAGUUAAGUUUCUCUCCUUUAUUCCUUCCCUGUACUGCUUCUGAUUCACCUUCAUAGUAAGAAAUUAUUUUUUUGGUUCAAUUUUCAUUAACCAAAUAUAAAAAAUGUUGUUGUGGAAGCAAAAUGAGCAUAGGUUUGCCUUCAUUGGUAGAACGGUAAGUUUAGCACUUUCGUUAUUUACUUUAAAUUUUAAUGAACUUGUAAUAAAUUAGUACUAAUUUUGGUAAUUAUUGCAAGAGACUGAGAAUAUUAUUUGUUCUUACUGUCAUUCAAUGUCAGAACCUCACCCUCUAAUUGUUCCUAUACUAGAGGAAGUUGGUUUUUCUGGGGUUGCAAACCUCAGACAUCUGAAAGUGGAUCACGCAUUAAUCACAGCUUUGGUUGAAAGAUGGAGACCUGAGACUCAUACAUUCCAUUUUCCAACCGGAGAGUGCACCAUAACACUAGAGGAUGUUGCACUUCAACUUGGCCUAAGAGUUGAUGGUUUACCAGUCAUUGGCCCAACAUUAUAUGACUGGGAGGAAAUGUGCUCCACCUAUCUCGGAAUCAUGCCAGUUAAAGUCUUGGGCAUGGCAUUGCAUGCCAUAUAUUGCGCCUAUUUCCAGGAUACCACUAACAUUCCCUCUAGUCUGUAAAUGGAGUGGGGGCAGAGUUUUAAACUUUCAAAAUGUACCUCAUAAUGAUGUUGUUGGAUAUAGAUCAAGGUUUGAUCACAUCCAGAAUGAUCAGUUUUUAUGGGCGCCAUAUGCAGUAUUGCAAACAACAAUACUGAUGCAAGCAUAUAGAGAUGCUCUGCUAUGGACAUCUUGCACCUCCAUUAUUUGUUUUGCAAUUGUUGAAUGGCACCAAUCUGAUAGAGUGAAAUUGCAAUUUCGUCUCUUCCAGGAUGUCCCUUCUCGAUCGAAUAAUUUGGAUAACCUGCACAACAUUGACAUGAGGGGAAGAUAAGAUAAAAAUUGGGUUACAAGACAUGCUCAAUGGAUCGACAUAUGGAACAAUAGAUGUGAGCACACAUUGAUGGGUCAUCCAAUGCAAGGCCCACUGUUUCACACACGAGAAUACAUGGAAUGGUACAUGGCCAAUUCCAUCUAUUUUUUAUCUGUGCCACGACUACUACAAGAUCCAAGGACCCAUCAACAACGAAGGACUUCCACAACAUUGAGACUGGUGGAACUUCCAUGCGAUCGCAUGAAGAGACUGGUCAGCAUGUAUCAAAUCCUCAGUACGUCACUCCUGAACAAAACAUAAUUGACAGACGACAUUCAUUUGCAACAACUUCAGAGGAUUUUUUUACAAAUUUAUUUGGAGUAGAUUUUAGAACUCCAUCUUCAGCAUAAUCAUACAUGCAAUCUUUUUACCGUCCACAAUUCGGUAAUGAACCUGGAAGUUCUUCAGCACCAUUUCAACAUCCGGUGGUUGAUGAUGAACCAAAUCCUUCUGAGCAACAACCUCCACGGCGUAAUCCAGGCCGUAAUAGACGUCGCCCUCGUUGUGGAACUGGACACCAUUACGGAGAUUGAAAAAUGUAUAUAAAUCACUCUAUGUUAAUGUUA
This is a messenger RNA of Cajanus cajan (pigeon pea), 2395 nucleotides long. Its product is annotated as serine/threonine-protein phosphatase 7 long form homolog. Gene Ontology annotation, biological process: meristem development; meristem maintenance. Lineage: Eukaryota; Viridiplantae; Streptophyta; Magnoliopsida; Fabales; Fabaceae. The record is from RefSeq and is a predicted model, not a curated record.